Molecule: messenger RNA, 4073 nt
Organism: Drosophila innubila
Lineage: Eukaryota; Metazoa; Arthropoda; Insecta; Diptera; Drosophilidae
Gene: drosha
Product: ribonuclease 3
Exons: 3
Coding region: 66-3845 (1259 amino acids)
Biological process (GO): primary miRNA processing; pre-miRNA processing; rRNA processing
Cellular component (GO): nucleus
Molecular function (GO): double-stranded RNA binding; ribonuclease III activity
Source: RefSeq, a predicted model, not a curated record
UGCAAUACUGCUAUCUUUUUUUACGCGAGCAAGUCGGGAAAUUAAAGUAUCCUGAUUAAUAUAUAAUGUACCAUCAGCCACCUUUGCCGCCGCCACAGGACUUUCCGUCACAACCUCCUCCACCACCGCCACCACCAGAGAUUGAAGAGAUUUCACCGCCCGGCGUUCAAGAUACUCCCAUUCCAAGUGCAACAGAUGCUGCUUUUAAUUACACACAGCAUCCGCCUCCAAAUGUGAAUACGUCCUACAGUCCUCAAAGUUCUGCCUCUAAUUACUUUAAAUAUGCUGGAACAUCGUAUGCACCAUACGAAGAGGCAGGUCCGUCGCAGUCUUCUUACUCCACGGCCAACUCCAAUCCCAAUGCGUAUUCGUAUGAAAGUUAUCCAUACCAGGAGGGAUAUGCAGGUCAACCCAACUAUGGACAUCAAACAGGCAACUCAUACAAUUAUGAGCCAUAUGGACAGCAGUCGUAUCCGUACAAGUAUCCGGAGAGGGAACGCUACGAGUACACUCCCAAUUAUCGACCGCCUAAUCAGCGAUAUGUGAACUACAAUCAUAAUCAUUAUCAGAAUAAUUAUGGCGGAUACGGCGGACACAACAGUCGCUAUGAACAACGCUACAACAAUCCCCGACAGCCACGUGCCCAGUCCUAUUAUCCACCCGGCAGGAGCAACUCCAGCAAGGGAAUGGCCAGCGAUGACUCACGUAAUUAUCGGGAACGCAGCGAAUCCGCACCAAAUCUGCCAAAGACGGAAACGGAGCGCGAUCGUCUGUUGCGUCAGUGGUGUGCCAACUAUUGUGAAAAGCCCGAGGAUUACAUAAAGAAAAUGAAUGCACUCAAUGAGGCCGAUGCACCUGUGGAAUCAUGGGUACGAUCCUCGCCAGCCGAACUAUACUAUGAGCGCACCAAGACGGAGCACGAGGUGAAGGCCAAGACACGCCUACAUAAGCUGUGCGCCUUGUUCGACGAUGAGCUGCUCCAGCGAGCGGACCGAGUGCGUCAGACUCAGCCCGCUUAUGUGCCGCCGCCGCGCAAGGCUCGCAGACGUGUGUGCAAGCACAAGCACAAGUCGGAGGCGUGCUCCUCCUCUAGCUCGGACUCGGAUUCCGAUGAGGAUGCCUUCAAGAUCGAGCAGGAUUGCUGCAUGGAGGAGCUGUCCCGCAAGGUGCAGCAUCCGCAGCGCGUGCACGCCGAUUUGUGGCACAACGAUGCCGGCGAGAUGAACGAUGGUCCGCUUUGCCGUUGCUCAGCUAAGUCGCGCCGGAUUGGCAUACGGCACGGCAUCUACCCGGGCGAGAAGGGCUACGAGAUAUGCGACAAGGAGACGAACAAUGCCGCCAACUUGUAUCAUUAUCGCAUCACCAUAUCGCCACCAACCAACUUUCUGACCAAAACUCCGACAAUUAUCAAGCACGACGAGCACGAGUUUCUCUUUGAGGGAUUCUCACUGCUGUCCCACGUGCGUCUUACGGAUCUGCCGGUGUGCAAGGUGAUUCGCUUCAACAUUGAGUACACCAUCGAGUACGAUGAGGAGAAGAUGCCCGAGAAUUUCACCAUACGUGAAUUGGAUUUGUUUUGUGAGAUUGAGGAUCUGCCGGAUACUGCUGCCAUGCUCAACAUUCUCCAAGGUCAAUGCUAUGUGGACAUCAAGGGCAUGCUGGUGACCAAGCCAGGACAUAAGCCCUGCUCCCUUAGAGUCGAUCAAUUAGAUCGUAAUAAUUCCGAUUUACCCGAGUGUCUAGAUCGGGAAACUGGCAUCUCACAUCCGGCAAUUGUGCACUUCGGCAUAAGGCCACCACAACUGAGCUAUGCGGGCAAUCCGGAGUACCAAAAGGCAUGGCGUGAAUAUGUCAAGUUCCGCCAUUUAAUGGCCAACAUGUCCAAGCCCUCGUUCAAGGACAAACGCAAGCUGGAGGACAAGGAGCAGCGGCUGCAGGAGAUGCGCACCCAGGGACGCAUGAAGCGCAAUAUAACAGUGGCCAUCAGCUCGGAAGGUUUCUAUAGAACCGGCAUAAUGUGUGACAUUGUGCAGCAUGCGAUGCUGAUACCAGUGCUCACAGGACACUUGCGCUUCCACAAGUCACUGGAUCUGCUGGAGGAGAGUAUUGGCUACAAGUUCAAGAAUCGCUACUUACUCCAGCUGGCAUUGACGCAUCCGUCGUACAAGGAGAACUAUGGCACUAAUCCUGAUCACGCACGCAAUUCACUUACCAAUUGUGGCAUACGACAACCGGAGUACGGGGAUCGCAAGAUUCACUAUAUGAACACACGGAAGCGGGGCAUCAAUACCCUGGUCAGCAUUAUGUCUCGCUUUGGCAAGGAUCAUGAGACGGUUUCGAAUAUCACCCAUAACGAACGUUUGGAGUUUUUGGGUGAUGCUGUUGUCGAGUUUCUGAGCUCCAUACAUUUGUUCUUCAUGUUUCCGGAACUGGAGGAGGGCGGUCUGGCCACUUAUCGUGCCGCCAUUGUCCAGAAUCAGCACUUGGCUUUGCUGGCCAAGAAACUGCAGCUUGAGGAAUUUAUGCUUUAUGCCCACGGCUCCGAUUUGUGCCACGAACUGGAACUGCGUCAUGCCAUGGCCAAUUGCUUUGAGGCUUUGAUGGGCGCCUUGCUCUUGGACGGUGGCAUCAAAGUGGCCGAUGAGGUCUUCACGGAUGCGCUGUUUCGUCAGGAUGACAAACUGCUCAAGAUUUGGAAAAAUCUGCCAGAGCAUCCGUUGCAGGAACAGGAACCGCUGGGAGAUCGCAGCUGCAUUGAUUCAUAUCGCGUACUGAAGGAUCUGACCAGAUUUGAGGAUUCCAUUGGCAUUAAGUUCAAGCAUAUACGUCUGUUAGCUCGUGCUUUUACCGAUCGAUCAAUUGGCUUUACACACUUGACGCUUGGCUCCAAUCAGAGAUUGGAAUUCCUGGGCGAUACUGUGCUGCAAUUGAUAUGCUCCGAGUAUUUGUAUCGUCACUUUCCCGAACAUCAUGAGGGUCAUUUGUCGCUGCUGCGUUCCUCCCUGGUCAACAACCGCACCCAGGCGGUGGUCUGUGAUGAUCUGGGUAUGCCCAAGUAUGCUGUCUAUGCCAAUCCCAAGGCGGACUUGAAGACUAAAGAUCGUGCCGAUCUGCUGGAAGCAUUUUUGGGUGCUUUAUAUGUGGACAAAGGUCUGUUGUAUUGCGAACAGUUCUGUCACGUCUGCCUCUUUCCACGUCUCCAGCUGUUCAUUAUGAAUCAGGAUUGGAACGAUCCCAAAUCGAAGCUACAACAGUGUUGCCUCACCCUGCGCACAAUGGAUGGCGGCGAACCGGAUAUACCCUAUUAUAAGGUGGUUGAGGCUAGCGGACCAACAAAUACCCGCGUCUACAAGGUGGCCGUUUAUUUCCGGUCCAAGCGUUUGGCAACCGCCAGUGGCUCAUCCAUACAGCAGGCCGAGAUGAAUGCAGCCAAACAGGCGCUGGAAAACUCUCGAGAUCUCUUUCCACAACUGGAUCAUCAGAAGCGUGUCAUUGCCAAAAGCAUCAAGAAGCAAACAGGCAACGAAAUGGAUACGGAUGCGGAUAAGCAGCUCCAAGAGGACAAGGCCAAAAAGCCCAAAUAUGCAGCUCCGCUUGAGGAUGAGUCGCAUCUGCCCAAGCAAUAUCGCAUGCACGAGAAUAUAUCCAGUGAUGAGUUGCCAGAGGAUGAUGAAGAUGACAAUACCAAUACCAAAAGACUGACUUCGCCUGUUCCUAUGCCGAGGAGUCGAAGCAGCAGCAGCAGCAGCAGUGAUAGCGACAGCUCUAGUGAACCUCCAAAGAGACGACCUCGUCUACAAAAGGGUUCGACUUCACCCGUUUCUCCUGCAUCAUCGUCGACAUAAAUUAAUCUCAAUCAACAAAUUCAAAAAGCUUAGCUUACACCCAGGCAAUGAAGCUUCUAAAGAGUUUAAUAGUGGCUCGCAAAAAUGUAUCAAGAAAUAAUAUUAAUUACAAUAAAUCGUUAAAAAUGUAUGCAAAUGAAUCACCCCUCAAAUGCUAAACAAAUUUAUCAACUAUUGUAAAUUGUGUCAACAUAAAAUAAAACACUUUACUAGGAUUGAAAACCGUAA